AUGUAUAGAGUCGCUAAAGCGUCGCAGUAUCUGGCGAUCACCGGUGGUGGGAUCCAAGAUAUCAAGCUUGCUAAGAAAUCUUGGGUGUUUCCAUGGCAGUCUUGCACCGUCUUCGACGUUUCUCCGGUGAACUACACGUUCGAUGUCAAGGCUAUGAGUUCCGAGAAACUCCCUUUUGUUAUCCCGGCUGUUUUCACGAUUGGCCCGAGAGUUGAUGAUCCUCACGCUCUCUUGCUUUACGCCAUGCUUAUGUCUCAGCAUGAUAAGCACUCUAACCACGUCAACGAGCUUGUUCAGGGUGUUAUUGAAGGAGAGACUCGUGUUCUUGCUGCUGCUAUGACUAUGGAAGAGGUCUUCAAAGGAACAAAGGAGUUCAAGAAGGAAGUGUUUGACAAGGUUCAACUAGAGCUAAACCAGUUCGGUCUUGUGAUAUACAAUGCGAAUGUGAAGCAGCUUGUUGAUGUGCCUGGACAUGAGUACUUCUCUUACUUGGGCCAGAAGACACAGAUGGAAGCAGCAAACCAAGCCAAGAUUGACGUAGCAGAGGCACAGAUGAAGGGAGAGAUAGGUGCCAAAGAAAGGAACGGGCUCACAAUCCAGAACGCAGCAAAGAUUGACGCUGAUUCAAAGAUCAUAUCCACUCAGAGACUAGGACAAGGGACAAAGGAAGAGAUCAAGGUCAAGACUGAGGUUAAAGUUUUUGAGAAUGAGAAAGCAGCUCUUGUGGCUAAAGCUGAUGCAGAACUGGCGAUUCAGAAAGCUACUUUCUCCAAGAACUCUCGUGUUGCUGAGGUUGAAGCAACCAAAGCAGUUGCUUUAAGAGAAGCUGAGCUUCAGACUAAAGUCGAGACAAUGAAUGCAUUGACUCGGACAGAGAAGCUUAAAGCCGAGUUCCUCAGUAAAGCCAGUGUUGAGUAUGAAACCAAGGUACAAGAAGCAAACUGGGAGCUAUACAACAAGCAAAAGCAAGCUGAAGCGGUUCUUUACGAGAAGGAGAAGCAAGCAGAGGCUACUAAAGCUGCAGCUGAUGCAGCCUUUUAUUCAAAACAGAGAGAUGCAGAGGGACUUGUCGCCACGGCCAAAGCUCAAGGGACUUAUUUAAGAACCCUCUUGGACGCAGUUGACAAUGAUUACUCAGCCAUGAGAGACUUCUUGAUGAUCAACAAUGGAGUUUACCAAGAUAUCGCCAAGACUAACGCUGUUGCAAUCAGAGACUUGCAGCCUAAAAUCAGUGUCUGGAACCAUGGUGAUAAGGGAAUGAGCGGUGGAGCCGGUGGUAAUGGUAAUGGUAUGAGUGAUAUUGCUGGACUAUACAAGAUGUUGCCACCGGUUCUUGAUACGGUUUAUGAUCAAACCGGGAUGCAGCCACCGGCUUGGCUUGGUACACUACGUGGUACUGAGCCUAAACAAUCACUUCCACAACACAGGGGUUGA
Molecule: messenger RNA, 1434 nt
Organism: Capsella rubella
Lineage: Eukaryota; Viridiplantae; Streptophyta; Magnoliopsida; Brassicales; Brassicaceae
Product: flotillin-like protein 3
Exons: 2
Coding region: 1-1434 (477 amino acids)
Biological process (GO): protein localization to plasma membrane
Cellular component (GO): plasma membrane raft; plasma membrane
Source: RefSeq, a predicted model, not a curated record